Lagopus leucura (white-tailed ptarmigan) is the source of this 1592-nucleotide messenger RNA. RefSeq names its product starch binding domain 1 (gene STBD1). The transcript is spliced from 2 exons. Gene Ontology annotation, cellular component: membrane. Lineage: Eukaryota; Metazoa; Chordata; Aves; Galliformes; Phasianidae. Bases 16 to 1086 code for a protein of 356 amino acids. Gene Ontology annotation, molecular function: glycogen binding; starch binding. The record is from RefSeq and is a predicted model, not a curated record.
UGCCAGCGUCCGGCCAUGGCCCGCGACCGCGGCCCGCCCGUGCUGUGGCAGUCCCCGGCUUCCCCGCGCCUGCCCGCAGCCGCUUUGCCGGCCGAGGCCCGCGGAUGGGGCUGGCUGGGAGCGGGGCUAUGGCCGGCGCUGGUGGUGGGGCUCCUGGCCGCCCUGGUCGCCUGGUUCUGGUACGGCGGCAACGACGGACGGGGAGAGGAGAGCGGCGAGGCGGCCCCGGCGGUCCAGCGGGCGAGGGGAGAGGCGGAGGCUGCAGAGGACCUUCUGGUGAGCAGUGAGGAAGUGCUGCGGCAGGCAAAGGCUGCUGCUCUGUCCAGCCUUCAGAAACCAGGAGAGGAUUUGACGGCGGCACCAGGGAGUGAACUCAACCAUACCCCGAGCGGUACAGCUUCCUCUAAAUCUCCAGAGACCGAGCAACUGCUGCCAAAGCAGUGUGUCACCUCCUCGGAGUCUGACGCUGGGCAGCGUCUGGCUGAUGAACGUGAUGGCCAGGGAGAAUCGAGACCACAGGUGGGGCAGGCGGGUGAGGGAUGGUGCGUGAUGAACUUGGCAGGAGCCUCUGGUGAGGUUUGUAAGGACAGAAGUGAGGAGAAGCUGUGCCAGCCAGCCGAGAGCCGUAACUUGGACCAUGAAGAUUGGGAAGUUGUUUCUGAGCACCUGGACUGGGGGGAGGCUGGUCAGAAUGGCAGCAUGGAAGAUUCAGACAGCAAAGAAUGGGAACAAGGAGACUGCUCUGAUGGGGACUUGAAAGCAAAGAGAGUUGCAGCGGUGCCCCCAAUGUUUCAAAACAUCCACGUGACUUUCCGUGUGCACUACAUCACACACUCUGCUGCUCAGCUGAUUGGUGUUACCGGUGACCAUGAGUGUCUCGGGCAGUGGCACAGUUAUGUUCCCCUCAAGUAUGACAAGGAUGGCUUCUGGUCUGAGUCUGUCACCUUGCCGGUGGACACCAAAGUAGAGUGGAAAUUUAUCUUGGUGGAGAAUGGGAAGGUCACACGUUGGGAGGAAUGCAGUAAUAGGACCCUAGUGACUGAACGCGAAGAUCAAAUCGCUCAUCAGUGGUGGGGAUACCACUGACUGGAUUUUGGACGCUGCUUAUCUAAACCUGCUUAGAUUAAUCACAGAGCCCCUAAACUUUCUCCCCUCUUCAGUAGGAUCCCUUUGUGACUGCGCCGCUCCGUAAGUCCUGUAUCAAAUCUGAUUAAACUGUGUGAGCAGUAGAUCUUGGUUGCUCCCCUUUCUCUCCCCCCCUCCCCCCCCCCCCCAAUUUGGAAGUCACUUGGCAACCUGAAAAACCAAUGUUGGCCAUCUUCUGAAGAUGUGCCAAGUAGGAUAUGAAGGCAUGAGCAGCUGUGCUUCUGCCUGUCUCUAACUCUGGACCCUGGACUUGAGUUGACCCUUGACAGUUUGUGCUGCUUUGAGUGGGGCUGUGGGAUGCAUCUUUGUGCUGAUGGCUUAGGGCUAUAAAAGCAUACUAAGAAGCAUGGUUACCUACACUGUAAGAUGAACUUAAAUGUUUUAACUUAUGUAAUGUAUCAAGUAAGCAAUAAACACUUUCAGACUGAUGGUCCUUUAUAACACAA